This is a messenger RNA of Chaetomium globosum CBS 148.51, 228 nucleotides long. RefSeq lists its product as uncharacterized. The transcript is spliced from 2 exons. The coding region runs from base 1 to 228 and encodes 75 amino acids. Lineage: Eukaryota; Fungi; Ascomycota; Sordariomycetes; Sordariales; Chaetomiaceae. The record is from RefSeq and is a predicted model, not a curated record.
AUGCCGGAUGGGCGUCAGUUCAAACUUCGGGUGCAUGCGACGCAAAUCUGGGGUUCCAUGGGUCUGGGGAUAUUCAGCCUGAUUGCUGCUACUGAAAAGUUCGCCCAGCAUUCCACACCCUUCCGCUGUAAAUUGCGGGCUUUCUGGACAGGGAGGGUGGUUGCCACCGGUAUGAACCAAACGACAUGCUCGAUCAAACGUCGAGGUCACAUACCUUACAGACUCUGA